UAGAAAAAAUAUUAAAUUAAUUAUUUCUUUAAUCCGUAUGCCGAAAUCUAAAACGACACUUAUAAUGAAACAAGAAUCCCAUGAAACAAAGGGAGUAGUAAACAUAGCCUGGUAUCAAUGAAGUAUACAAGUUGAUAAAUUACGGAGUAAAUAAAAAGUGUAUUGGUUGAAAAAGAAAAUUCUGACGUUCAACGACUUGAACAUUAUAAUCGACAGAUGUGUAAUAUACGCCAUCUUCUAUACAGACAGAGCCAUGUGUUAGUAAGAUAAUAAUAAUAAUAAUAAUAUCUACACUAAUUCCAAAGCUAUAAAACAAAAUAAUACAAUUGUGAAGAAAUAUAUGUUCACUGAAUCAAAUGUUCAGAUGAAGAAGCGGUUGAACAUAAAAAAAGUUAACUGAAUCAAAUGAGACUAAGCUACCGUAAUGCAAAUGUUGAUUCACGUUAGUAUAUGAUAUGAUUCGCAAUUCAUUUAUAAAAUCCCGUUACAGUUCUACAUUCAUUUUACCACGUACUCAAGCAAAGCCGAUCUGUUGAAGAGCAUUGAUUUUUUGCUUUUCUUCGCUAUAUACUGUUGUGCUUGUGUCUUAAUACUUCUCUCAAAGCCGUCUAUGGACCGAAUAAGGUUACAGCUCGUUUGUGUUCGAGAGGGUUAGUUGGGCCGAGACAGGAGGUUAUUGGGCCAUCGUCUUCUUCCCCUUUAAGAUUAUUUUAUUGGUUUCUCGUUCUAUCUUAACGUCGUUGUUAAUUGUGUGUACUCAUUACUUAUUCCCCUUUCUGAUCGUUUAUUGCAAUAUUGCAUCACCAUACAAGUUUAUUUUUUCGAAUAACAUUCUCUCCUCAAAUGUAUAAGGAUAAUAAUUAUAACAAUUUCAAUUUUAAAAUAUAACUUUAUGUACAUUCUUAUCUAGUUAAUUAUAAAGGAGAAGAAUAAACUGAAAAUCAUAUUGAUUUGACCCAAAAAAAAAGAGAUGAGAAAAACUGGAAGAUAAGUGGCUGAAGUUUUUCAGCUAUAUUUAGCUUUCUUAAUUCAUAAGCUAAUCCGUUUACAUCUAUCUACACAUAGUCGAACCGUAUUUGGUAUUAAUUCGCUAUAAACCUGGUAACUGAUUUUACUAGUAAUAUACACUUUGUAAGUCUCGGAAUUUAUUUUCGUUCAUAAAACCAAUGAACAAAUUUAAACGAGCUUUGGGAAAACCAUACAAGUAUGUAUGUUCUGUUCGUAUAUGCGAAUAGCAAAUGUACCGAAUCAUAAGUUGUGAUUUUCAUGUCUAGCAACCCACAGAAUGGAUGUACAACUCAUUUCUAGUUUCCAUUUAUUUUACGUUGUGGGUGCCAAAUGUAAUAGAUUACAUCUAUAUAAUGAUAUAUCCUUUAUUGAUAUAAUAUAAUGAAUGGUUCGUGAAUCUUUUGAUAGUGACAUAUCACUGAACACGGUAGUGGGUAGGACUUCAUAGUCUCAUCAGUCACUUGUCUACCAGUCUGCAUCCCAAGAUUCACCAGCACAACAUUCUCUCCUUAACUCCACCAUUCACACUUCCCCUGUCUCCUAUAAAUAAACCUCUUAACGUUCUACUUCUCAUCCAUCAAACAAAUCCUCUCAAACCAGAGAAAAGAAAAAUUAAAGCAUUCUAAGAAUCUUCAAGAAAAAUGGCGGAUACACAGAUAACUCCACAACAAGUAACCAACGACGACGAACAACUGGCUCUCUUCGCCAUGCAGCUAGCCAGCGCCUCCGUUCUUCCGAUGGUUUUAAAAACGGCGUUAGACCUUGAUCUUCUCGAGACCAUGGCCAAGAAGUCUUCUCCGAUGUCUCCGAUUGAGAUUGCUUCUCAACUUCGUAUCGAAAACCCCAACGCUCCGGUCAUGCUCGACCGUAUUCUCCGUCUUCUUUCGUCUUACUCCAUCCUCAUCUGCUCCGGCGGAUACGGUGUCGAGAGAACUUACGAGCUUGGUCCGGUUUGCAAGUAUUUGACCAAGAACGAUGACGGUGUCUCGAUUGCUGCUCUUUGUCACAUGAAUCAAGAUGAGGUUCUUAUGAAAAGCUGGUACCAUUUGAAAGAUGCAAUUCGUAAUGAUGGGAUUCCAUUUAACAAGGCUCAUGAAGAAAUGACCUCUUUCGAUUACCACGAGACGGACCAUAAGUUCAACAUGGUCUUCAACAAUGGAAUGUCUAAUCAUUCAACCAUCACCAUGAAAAAGAUUCUCGAGACCUAUAAGGGUUUUGAGGGAUUGACGUCUUUGGUUGAUGUUGGUGGUGGCAUUGGUGCUACUCUCAAAGUGAUUCUCUCUAAAUACCCUAACCUUAAGGGCAUCAACUUUGAUCUCCUUCAUGUCAUCAAAAAUGCUACUCCCCAUGAUGGUAUCCAACACGUUGAAGGAGAUAUGUUUAAAAGUGUUCCUGAAGGUGAUGCAAUUUUCAUGAAGUGGAUAUGCCACGAUUGGAGCGACAACAAAUGCGUGCAACUCUUGCAGAACUGCUACAAGGCGCUUCCAGAGAAUGGAAUAGUGAUAUUAGCAGAGUGUCUACUUCCAGAGACAAUAGACACAACAAGCCUCUUGACCAAACAAGUUUUCCAUGUCGAUUGCAUUAUGCUGGCUCACAAUCCUGGAGGUAAAGAACGGACCGAGAAAGAGUUCGAGGAAUUAGCUAAUGCAUCAGGCUUCAAAGGCAUCAAAGUAGUUUGCAACGCUUUCGGGGUUUACAUUAUCGAGUUGCUCAAGAAGAUCGACUAAAGUGUUUAAUUAUGGUUUACUAGCUAAGAGACUCAUGUAGAGUUUCAUUUAUCUGGCUAAUUAAUAUAACUAUCUUAUUUGUGUGGAAACUAAUUAUGUGUUUGAAGAAAAAUAAAAUAAAGUUUGAAUCGAA
Brassica rapa (field mustard) is the source of this 2868-nucleotide messenger RNA. Its product is annotated as flavone 3'-O-methyltransferase 1. NCBI's taxonomy places the organism in Eukaryota, Viridiplantae, Streptophyta, Magnoliopsida, Brassicales, Brassicaceae. Gene Ontology annotation, molecular function: O-methyltransferase activity; protein dimerization activity. The record is from RefSeq and is a predicted model, not a curated record.